UAGCCCGGAGUUUUUCAUGAACGUCGGCGACGUGAAAGGUGCAAUUUUAGACGACGCCGUCCGUCGCGCGAAUCCCCUCAGCGCACUCGAGCUCGACGCGUUCUGCGGGUACUCGGCGGUUCGAAUCGCUUCGCGCUUUUCGAAGCCGGGAGCUCGGUUGGUGUCUGUGGAGCUGAGCGACCUCCGUUCGUCCGUCGUCCGCAGCGUCGUCGCUCACGCAGGCCUCAGCGACAAAGUUACUGUCGUUACAGGCACGCUGCAGACUUCAACAGACGAAAUUCGGCAAGCACCUCUACCUACCAAACCUCUUUUUUCUCAGAGACCAGAAGCUCAUCGGACCAGGAACUAUCAUUGUGGCUGAUAACAUCGUCUAUCCGGGGUCUCCUGAUUAUCUCGAAUUCAUGGAGAAGAGCUCGGAGUUUGUGACUGAAAAGAGGGAGAC
Molecule: messenger RNA, 442 nt
Organism: Closterium sp. NIES-67
Lineage: Eukaryota; Viridiplantae; Streptophyta; Zygnematophyceae; Desmidiales; Closteriaceae
Source: the annotation of a GenBank genome assembly